UGACGAAGACGAAGCUAUCCAACAGGUCUUGUUUUAGUUUCAGUUUGGCGUUUCACUUUGAUAAGAAGCAGAUAGUAGAGUACUUAGGCACAUCUAUUAGGUGACCACAUUGAUGAUACACCCAACCCCCAGGAUACGUUCUUGAAUAAUUUAUUGAAUCAUGAGUCAUUUCGUUGUGCACCAGUCAUCUGUGGACCAGUCGAAGCGCCUCCAAUUUGUAGGCCUACACAAACCACAGCUUUCUCAAGGUCGACGACCUUGACUUAGUUUGGCUGCUGACUUGUUUCCUUUUUUUCUCUCUUUUUUCGUCAAUCAACAAACAAAAAAAUUCCGCCGGUAUUAUUUUGACAUUGAGAGAAAAUGUCUGGCUACCCGCCACCGCAACAGCCACCUCCAUAUGGAAUGCAAAUACCCAUGCAGCAGCCAGUCCAUGUUAUAAUUCCACAACAGUUGGGGCCACAUUCUCAAACCAUAACGUGCCCUAGUUGCCAAAAGGUGAUCACGACUAGAGUUGACCAAGAAGCGACGAUCAAGACACAUCUAUUUGCUCUAUUACUGUGCGUGCUAAUGUGUUGGCCCUGUGCCUGUAUUCCGUACUGUACAGAUUCCUGUAAGGCGUCAAACCACUACUGUCCCAACUGUGAUGCAUUUUUGGGCUCUCAUGAUCAUUAACCUCAUCUAAAAUUAAUAAAAAAAUACGCAUACAUUUGCUCGUGCAAGCGGCUUAUAUUUAUAUACAAAAUCUUAGAUUUUAUUCCAAGUAAUAUUUCCUUAUAGAGUCUUAGACACAUUUAUAUGUGUAUGCAUAUUGAAGUAUUAAUAAAUUCAAGAAUAUUUUUAAUGGUUUGUUAUCUCAGUAAUACCUUUCAAUUAAAAUUCUAGUUUUUGAAGCAAAUCAAAAUUGUGAUGACUUCUUCUUUGAAAUACUGACUGUAAAAUUUUGGAAUAAUGAAAUUCUGUAAUGUAUUGCCUUAAAUAUUAUCGUAUUGAAUCACUAGCUAAGACCAUAAGUUCGUUGAAACAGCACACCAUAAUUCCAAUCAAACCUGAAUGCCAUCUUAUUAAGUAUUUUUUAUGCUAUUUCCUGAACUACUUUUAGACAUUAUAGAUUACUAACUGUGCAAUUCAUCUUUGUCUGCUACUUAGAACAAAUCAAGCUAUGAAUAUGUGCUAGAAUUGAGAAACAAAACUAGGUACCUAAAAUCUUCACUUCUGAACAUUCCGUUUUUUGUCAUAAAUUUCUAAUUUUAACUCAUUCUCCUCUAGAAUGAAAUAAAGAUAUUUGUAUUUAAUAUGCGAGUAACCUACUUUAAUGAGAUUUUCAGUAGCAAUCUGCCUAUUGGGAAAAAACAAAUAAUAUGAUCGAACACGCUCGGACGUACAGUCUGAAUUUUAAACUUUGCAAGUGUACAUACAGUAGGCCUAGUUAACAAGUGUUGUUCUAUUGUUUUUAUUUAGUUAUGAACCGGUACUGUUUAUAAAAUGAUUCAUCAUUACUUUAUUAAUAGUUCUGAGCUAUUCCAAGUUAAAUAAGUUAGAUUGAAAAUGCAAUCUGCCAAAAAUUACAGUGGAAGUCUAGUUACACAUACAUCGAUUAUUUUGGACUUACCAUUUUUGCCGUCCUCAUAAAUGUUAUCAUGUAUUUGUCAUGUUACGUUCAAUCUGGGAGUAUUUAUAAGCACGGCCAAAAAUCGUGCGUGCAAAAAUCGAUGUGUGUAACUGCCGGAAGACGGUCCGUGUCGUUAGCAGAUUUUAUUAAUGGUUCUGAACUAGUCCAAGUCGAAUAAGUUUGAUUUGAAAGAUAAUCUACCAAUUAUAUAAAUUUCAAUGGAAGACGGAAAAUUUUGUGAAAUAUGUAAAAUAUGAAUGUUAAUAUAUCAAAUCUUCAUGUUAUAUUAAAUUAUGUUACCGUACAUUAAAUCUUGAUGUUAUUUCAGAUCAUAAUGUUUAAAAUUAAAACUCAAUUUAGAGCAGAAGCAUUUCAAGACUUGAUUAAAAUACUUCAUGGAGAUUUUUAGUAACUAAAAAAGUAACAGAAUGCAUUUCUGUUAUUUUAGGAUGUGAACCAAUGUUCAAUAAUACUGUAUAUAGGUAGAGCCUUCUUAUAAUUUAUUCCAAUAAUUAUACUCAUAAUUUGUAGUUGUUAUUUCUAACCAUGAAACAAUUUGAAAAAUCAAUGUUAUUCAUUGAAUAAAAUUUUGCUAUCUUGAAAA
Molecule: messenger RNA, 2213 nt
Organism: Nilaparvata lugens (brown planthopper)
Lineage: Eukaryota; Metazoa; Arthropoda; Insecta; Hemiptera; Delphacidae
Product: lipopolysaccharide-induced tumor necrosis factor-alpha factor homolog
Exons: 5
Coding region: 361-672 (103 amino acids)
Molecular function (GO): zinc ion binding
Source: RefSeq, a predicted model, not a curated record